Messenger RNA from Hansenula anomala, 348 nucleotides. It is a transcript of the gene POP7, whose product is annotated as ribonuclease P/MRP protein subunit POP7. The annotation marks the transcript as partial. The record is from RefSeq and is a predicted model, not a curated record. The transcript has a single exon. Gene Ontology annotation, biological process: nuclear-transcribed mRNA catabolic process, RNase MRP-dependent; tRNA 5'-leader removal; rRNA processing. Gene Ontology annotation, cellular component: ribonuclease MRP complex; nucleolar ribonuclease P complex. NCBI's taxonomy places the organism in Eukaryota, Fungi, Ascomycota, Saccharomycetes, Phaffomycetales, Wickerhamomycetaceae. Gene Ontology annotation, molecular function: RNA binding.
AAGCAUAUAAGGCACAAUCCUUCCAAACAUUUCAAAUACUCUGAUCUAGAGACAACUAUUCAUAUCAAGGCUUCAACUCCAUACAUUUCAGCAAUAAAAAGAACGAAAAAACUACUUUCAAAUCUACCCAAGAAACAACCAAAAUUUGAAUAUAUAACAGUGUUAGGGAUGGGUGCUGCUAUUGAGAAAACAUUAAGUAUUGGUGUAUUCUUUCAAGUUGAUGAAGGUGCUAAAGUUGAUAUUCUUACCAAGACGGUGGAAGUGCUGGAUGAAUUUGAUGAUGAAGAUUUAGAUCAUGAUACUAUCUAUAGAAAGAGAAAAGUAUCCGCUGUUGAGCUACAUAUAUAC